AUGAAGACUGAAAUUGAUUAUGGUCCCAACUUAAAUGACUUGAAGGCAAAGGCUUGGGAUCUUCAGGUACCGCCUAAAAUCAAACACUUUUUCUGGCAUAUCGCAUCGGGCUCUCUUCUGGUGCUGGUGCAAUUAGCUUCUUGGGGAGUUAAUUGUGAUACGGUAUGUAAGCGAUGUGACUUAGAGGAAGAGUCUAUUAAUCAUACUUUAUUUGAGUGUCCUCUUUCCCGCCAGAUUUGGGAGAGGAUUUUUGAUGGCUCAGACACGGACAAGCUCCUGUCUGGUUCGAUUUAUUCAAACUUGGACUUCAUAUAUGGCAAAAGUUUAACCCCUAUGGCUUUAGGCGUUACUCAUAGUUCGAUACCGUGGCUAGUCUGGUUCUUAUGGAAGGAUAGGAAUAAAAAAGUUUUCCAAGGGUUACAAUCAGAGCCAAUAGAUAUCAUUAUUCACGCUUUACGUGAACAAUUGUGGUGGGAGGAAGCCCAAAUAGAUCCAAGGAUUGAUUCCGUUAUGACGGAUUCCUCGCAUGAUCCGGAGUUGUUAAUUCAUAGUCAAGUUGAUGGUUGGUGGAAAGCUACAGAAACACAUUCAGGUUUAGGAUGGUGGUGUGGUGAUGGUGAGAAUCAGACUUUGGUUAUGGGCGCCAGAUGUCAACGUCGCAGUGCAUCCCCUCUCCAUUCAGAGCUUGAAGCAUUGUUGUGGGCGAUGGAGUGUAUCCUUUCCAGAAGGAUUAAUUGUCGGAGGUUCGAGACAGAUUCUGCAGAGUUACUUUCGAUGGUGCAAGCUCCGGAGGAAUGGCCGGCUUUCUCAACGCUUCUUGAUGAGUUCCAGGUGCUUAGUGUCUCCUUGCCUCCUUUUACCCUUUCCAAGGUCCCAAGUGUCUCCUUGCCUCCUUUUACCCUUUCCAAGGUCCCAAGUGUCUCCUUGCCUCCUUUUACCCUUUCCAAGGUUCUUCUAGAUUAUUAUUAUCAGAUACCAUUUUUGUAA
This is a messenger RNA of Camelina sativa (false flax), 987 nucleotides long. RefSeq lists its product as uncharacterized. Lineage: Eukaryota; Viridiplantae; Streptophyta; Magnoliopsida; Brassicales; Brassicaceae. The record is from RefSeq and is a predicted model, not a curated record. Gene Ontology annotation, molecular function: nucleic acid binding; RNA-DNA hybrid ribonuclease activity.